CACCAUAGAUGCGCGCUGGAGCUGGAAGAGGGCACUUACAAACCUCCAGUAAUGCAAAGUCAAAGCAAGUUCAUACACCCGAAAACAGCCGCACCUGAGAAAAAGGUAAUUCAAUCUUCUGCAUUUCCACACACAUCUUUUACUUCACUUGUGAGGAAUUUCUCUGGGAUUUUGUCUAGUUUUUUCUUUAUCAGCUCAAAUUGGUGACAUUUUAAAGUUGAGAAGUGGAGAUGAAUUCUACCGGAUUCAACCAAACGGACAGUGGGCUGUUCAACAAGACAGAGGAGAUAUUUUGCUGUAACUUUUCUUCGGUGGUGACUGAUAACGGCUUUGUGGCGACAGCGCCGGAUGAAAGAAGUCUAUUUAUCAUGAGAGUGGUCCAAAUAGCGGUGAUGUGCGUGUUAUCUCUCACAGUGGUGUUUGGCAUCUUCUUUCUGGGCUGCAACCUUCUCAUCAAAUCAGAAGGAAUGAUCAACUUCUUGGUGACGGACAGAAGACCAUCUAAAGAAGUGGAGGCAGUUAUUGUAGGGGCAUAUUGAGUGAGACUGCUUUUGCAAAGUUGCUAUAAAAACUGUCCGCCUGAGCGAACACGCCCGACGAGGAGUUCAGCAAGAGAAGAGAGGGAAGAAAAUGGUCAAUCACAUUCGAACGUUCAUCUGUUUUCUGGUGUAAAGAUUGUCACUUAUUGAAAACAGGAAAAAUGUGGAAUUUGGAUCAGUCAGGUGGCUGAAUUACAUGUUUUUCAUGAUAAUAUUUUUCAGAGGCUGAAGUUUUAGAAAAAGCCUCAUUUUUAACGACAUUCACAUCUUCAUGAAUUGUGUUAUUUAAGCUCUUAUUCUUUGAAAACGUUACGCAUUCACACACCCCUGUACGCUGUGUAGAGUUCAUGUAGCAGAUAUUGUCACGCAGUAGCUUAUUGCCACAAUAGUGGCUGAUGCCCUUUUUUACUGCACAAUGCAGCCGUGUUGAAUAUUGUGGGGCAGAUGAUUGUUGAAAUUGCACGUUGUAUGUGUUUUUGCAUACAAUAUGCAAUAGAAUUUAAACCUGUGAACCAACUGUUUCCUAAUGAAAAUUGUUCAUUUCAAUAGUGUGUAAUUGCAUGGGUGGUAGAGAUAAAG
Hypomesus transpacificus is the source of this 1118-nucleotide messenger RNA. RefSeq names its product reprimo, TP53 dependent G2 arrest mediator candidate a (gene rprma). The transcript has a single exon. The coding region runs from base 231 to 539 and encodes 102 amino acids. NCBI's taxonomy places the organism in Eukaryota, Metazoa, Chordata, Actinopteri, Osmeriformes, Osmeridae. The record is from RefSeq and is a predicted model, not a curated record.